AUGGCCAAGGCGCUAAAUCUCGAAGAUGAUUCUACAUUCAUAUGUUACACUCUUGGCACGAAGAAAUCCGAUUAUGGGAAGAUCAUUGCUACUGAUGUACAAAUCGCAACAGCUAUUCCGUCUUUGCGGGUAUCUCGAAAGCGUGGAGCGGAUGGCAGAAAUGUCAGCUACCCUGUGCAUGCCCGUUGGUUAUUGGCAAACCCCAGAAAGGCGUUACAAAACUUUGCUCAAGCUACCAUCUCGCCUGUGCUCCUAGCAGAUUAUCUCUCCACUAUAGUGAACAAAGGAAUUCGAAAUACGGGCCCAUGUCGAGACAACAACGAUCUACAGUAUGGUGGUCAAAUUCCUGGCCUACAACUUUGCGUGUUCCCUUUUCAUUUCCCUGUGAAUCUUUGCAAGUCGCUGUUUGCUUUCAGCCUAGCGGCUGAUGUCUAUGAGAACUUACAGGGGGCGACCAUCCCGCUAACUCUCGUCAACAAGCCAUUAUAUGAAUCUCGCUGGCUGCCGAGCCCCUUCUACCAGGAGUCUAAACUCAGGAACCACACUAUUGGCAAGUGGUUCGACUAUAGCGAGCCUGCUGUCAUUCCCGCCAAACCGCAACCACUGGACCUAGCGAAGACGUUCCCGUGCAUCGCGCGUUUUGAAAACGGUACAAGUGACGUUGAUCUAGCCGAUCUAGAAUCUGCACUCGCCUUAGCCUCUGGUGAGUCGAUCCUCGUGGCCGCGAUUGUUCUAUCGGAUCCAUUUGACAGUCCUGCCCCACAUUCUAUACGACGUAUUGUCGGAAUCAUUGGACGCCCGGGGAUCAGUAUACUAGUGGCACCUCAGCAUCCGAAGAUCCGCAAGCCCACUGACUCGUUCAACGUUAUUUCACACUUACCUUAUGACUUUCUCCGUGACAAUUUCCGGAGUACAUCACUGCAUCUCUCAUUCACCGAGUGGAAAUUGCCACUCUCCGAUGACGAGGAGCAAACGAUUGAUCAGGAUGUGAUGAUGGUGGAAUCUGUUAUUUCAGUCCUUGACCGUGCUCUCGCGAAUUGCGACCCUUGUUCGGGACAUGAGCCGGCCGCCAACCAAAGUCCCACCGGCGACAUUGCCCAUAGUGAUUAUUUCUCAGUGGAUAACUGGGAUGAGCUUUUAGAUGCCCCGGAGGUUGGGAUUGUUCGUGCGCAUGGGAACUGGGCGGCUCGUCUCGCGGCAGUGAGUAUUCUGUACCAGCAGGGACAAGGCCACAGUAUCGGAGUCUUUGGCCCGGAGAAAGUUUGCUUUCAAUGCUUCCAGGCGCAACAGAGUCAUAUCGAUUCUGAUCUUUUCGAGGAGAAUGAAGCGCUCCUACCUUCCUUUUGUAUAGAUUGA
Molecule: messenger RNA, 1356 nt
Organism: Aspergillus affinis
Lineage: Eukaryota; Fungi; Ascomycota; Eurotiomycetes; Eurotiales; Aspergillaceae
Exons: 3
Coding region: 1-1356 (451 amino acids)
Source: RefSeq, a predicted model, not a curated record